GGCGUGGAAAGUGGCGAGUGGCGGACCCCACGCCGUCCCCCACUUCGGCCAUAUGUUGACCUCAUUGAGGGGCGACCGGUGGCGGAGAGUGCGCGCAGUCUUAACGCCCACAUUCAGCGGAUCCAAACUCAAGACAAUGACACCUAUUAUAGCCGACGCCGUCAACGAUAUGAUCGGUUUCGUCGACAAGAAGGCCGACACCGGCGAUGAGUUUGAUAUAUACGGUAUGUUUCAGGCGCUGAUCAACGACGUGAUCGGACGGACGGCUUUCGGUAUACAAAGUAACGUUCAAAAUGAGGAAAAUAGCAAGUUUUUUAAGGCCUGUAAAGACAUGUUUAACGUUAAAAUCAACAGUUGGGUACUUUUGGCCAUUCAAUGCUUUCCGCGGUUGGAUCCGCUACUCUACCCGUUCAGACGUUUGGCCGCCAAAUGCAAGAUUGUCAACUGUCACUACGUGUCCAGAGUUUCCAAAGCGAUGGCAGUGCCGGCGGCGCCAGUCGUUGCCGAUGCGGUCCAAGAGUUUAGGCAAUUGUGCGCCGAUAUUAUGGCCCGACUCGAGACGUGCGGUGCGAUCGCCACCAAAAAGCGUAUGAUUUCAGACAAACUCUUGGAGUGCGAGACUAUUGUCAACACAAAUGCCAACCGAUUGGACAAACAGAAACUGGAUUUAUUGAGUAAAAUGCUGAACAAU
Molecule: messenger RNA, 691 nt
Organism: Medioppia subpectinata
Lineage: Eukaryota; Metazoa; Arthropoda; Arachnida; Sarcoptiformes; Oppiidae
Source: the annotation of a GenBank genome assembly